Molecule: messenger RNA, 4304 nt
Organism: Crotalus tigris (Tiger rattlesnake)
Lineage: Eukaryota; Metazoa; Chordata; Lepidosauria; Squamata; Viperidae
Gene: DGKH
Product: diacylglycerol kinase eta
Exons: 29
Coding region: 33-3491 (1152 amino acids)
Biological process (GO): intracellular signal transduction; diacylglycerol metabolic process; lipid phosphorylation
Molecular function (GO): ATP-dependent diacylglycerol kinase activity; protein binding
Source: RefSeq, a predicted model, not a curated record
AAUAAUUAUAUGUUAUAUAUAACUAUUUAGUCAUGGGUAGAAUUUUAAUAUAUUCUUUUUCUUUCUGUUUUAAGACCAGUAUAAGGGAAGGUCUGCUGUUGAAACAAACCAGCUCUUUUCAGAGAUGGAAAAGACGCUACUUUAAACUCCGGGGCCGAACCCUUUACUAUGCCAAGAAUUCCAAGUCCUUAAUAUUCGAUGAGGUUGACCUGUCAGAUGCCAGCGUGGCUGAAUCGAGCACAAAAAAUGUCAACAACAGCUUCACGAUAAUCACCCCAUUCAGGAGACUGAUAUUGUGUGCAGAGAACAGAAAAGAGAUGGAAGACUGGAUUACUUCGUUGAAGUCGGUCCAGUCCCGAGAACAUUACGAGGCGGCCCAGUUUAACGUGGAGCACUUUUCAGGGAUGCACAACUGGUAUGCUUGUUCCCACGCGAGGCCCACUUUUUGCAACGUCUGCCGCGAAAGCCUCUCCGGAGUUACUUCCCACGGUUUGUCUUGCGAAGUAUGCAAGUUCAAGGCUCACAAAAGGUGUGCCGUUCGGGCCAUAAAUAAUUGCAAAUGGACAACAUUGACUUCAAUUGGAAGAGAUAUCAUUGAGGAUGAAGAUGGUGUAGCCAUGCCUCAUCAGUGGCUAGAAGGCAACCUUCCGGUCAGCGCCAGAUGUGCUGUGUGUGACAAAACCUGUGGCAGUGUUCUCCGCCUGCAAGAUUGGAAGUGCCUUUGGUGCAAGACACUGGUGCAUACAGCUUGCAGAGACUCGUAUCCGCGCAAGUGUCCGCUGGGCCAGUGCAAAGUCUCAAUUAUUCCGCCCACGGCACUGAACAGCAUAGAUUCGGAUGGUUUCUGGAAAGCGACCUGUCCACCCACGUGCGCCAGUCCUCUGCUGGUUUUUGUGAAUUCAAAGAGCGGAGACAAUCAGGGCGUGAAAUUCCUUCGGCGCUUCAAGCAGUCGCUAAACCCAGCUCAGGUCUUCGAUUUAAUGAACGGGGGGCCUCAUUUAGGUUUGCGGUUAUUUCAGAAGUUUGACAAUUUUCGAAUCCUGGUGUGCGGAGGAGAUGGCAGCGUUGGCUGGGUGUUGUCCGAAAUUGAUAAGCUCAACCUACACAAACAGUGUCAUUUGGGAGUGUUGCCACUUGGGACGGGAAAUGACCUUGCCCGGGUCCUCGGCUGGGGGGGUUCCUGCGACGAUGACACACAACUGCCUCAAAUCUUAGAAAAGUUGGAACGAGCCAGCACCAAAAUGUUAGACAGGUGGAGCAUCAUGUCGUACGAACUGAGGUUGCCCCCCAAGCGAUGCAUCCUUCCAGUUACUCCUGAAGAAGAUUCUGAAGACUGUCAGAUGUCCAUGUACGAGGAUUCAAUUGCAACACAUUUGACAAAGAUCCUUGAUUCGGAUCAGCACUCGGUUGUUAUAUCGUCUGCCAAGAUCUUGUGUGAAACCGUCAAAGGAUUUGUGGCCAAAGUAGGAAAGACUCCUGAGAGACCAGUGGGAAAUGCAGAAACGGACGCCAUGGCUCUUAAAUGCUCAGAACUGAAUGAGAAGUUGAGUCUAUUGCUCCAGGCUCUCCAUGCUGAAACCCAGGUUAGUCCGAGCUUUCCCCACAUGGCUACCACCCCCAUCACAGAGGAAGAACCGGACGAGUCAUCGAGCGAGGAAUCUUUGUCGGACGCCAAAGAGCCGUUGACCGAGAACAACGCAGCUUCUCCAACGCAACAGAUGUUCAAGUCCCGAGAACAGCUGAUGCUACGGGCCAAUAGUUUAAAGAAAGCUCUGAGACAGAUCAUUGAGCGAGCAGAAAAAGUUGUGGAUGAACAGAACGCACACAGUGAAGAUCAAUUAAACCAGGCCACUAUGGAGUAUAAUAAGGAGUUAGACGAAACCAAGGAAGAAAAAGACGAAGACACAAAAGAAUAUGAACCUCACCCGAUCCCGGUCGGUGUUGCCAGCAAGGAAAAUCUUCCAGUCCUGAACACCAGAAUAAUUUGUCCAGGUCUAAGAGCUGGCCUGGCUGCCUCUAUUGCAGGAAGCUCCAUUAUCAGCAAAAUGUUUCUAGCCAACAUCGAUCCAUACGGCGCUACCCCUUUUAUCGAUCCUGACCCAGAAUCGCUGGAAGGCUAUUCAGAGAAGUGCGUCAUGAACAAUUAUUUUGGCAUCGGAUUAGAUGCGAAGAUUUCAUUAGAAUUUAACAAUAAGCGGGAAGUGCAUCCUGAGAAAUGCAGAAGUAGGACGAAGAACAUGAUGUGGUACGGAGUGCUUGGUACUAAAGAGUUGUUACAACGGACUUACAAAAACUUGGAGCAGAAAGUUCAACUCGAGUGCGAUGGACAAUAUAUCCCUCUUCCAAGCCUUCAGGGCAUAGCUGUUUUGAACAUCCCAAGCUAUGCUGGUGGAACAAACUUCUGGGGUGGAACCAAGGAAGAUGAUAUCUUCGGGGCGCCAUCGUUCGAUGACAAAAUCUUGGAGGUGGUGGCCGUCUUCGGCAGCAUGCAGAUGGCUGUCUCCCGGGUGAUCAAGCUCCAACAUCAUAGAAUAGCCCAGUGCCGGGCGGUGAAGAUCACCAUACUUGGGGAUGAAGGAGUGCCCGUGCAAGUGGAUGGCGAAGCUUGGAUUCAGCCCCCGGGCAUCAUUAAAAUUGUGCACAAAAAUCGAGCACAGAUGCUAACGCGCGACCGAGCGUUCGAAAGCACGCUAAAAUCCUGGGAAGACAAACAGAAGUGCGAUUCUUGCAAACCCGGGUUACGGUCCCCAUUGUACCCGCACCAGGCGGUGGAACUGGCUUCGGAAGAAGAGACGGUGCAGAUCCAGGCUUGUUCUCAGGCAGCGGAAGAGCUGAUCACCAGAAUCUGUGAAGCUGCCAAAGCUCAUAGCCUCUUGGAACAAGAGCUAGCUCAUGCUGUGAAUGCCUGCUCUCAUGCUUUAGCCAAAGCCGGUCUGAAAUUCCCUGAGAGCCUCACCAGAAACACCGCCUUGGAAAUCGCUGCCACCGUCAAGGCGUUACAUGACGAAACAGAAUCCUUGCUGGUUGGAAAAGUCUCGUUGCAAUUGGAAUCUCCUUGUGAGGAGUUGCUGGUCUCAGCAGUACACAAUGUGGAGACUGAACUGAGAAAGUUGGCUGAAAUUCCUUGGCUCUGCUAUAUUCUACAGAUGAACGACGAUGAGGACCCUCCCUUGGAGUACUGUAAAAGAAACAGCCGCAGUACCGUCUUUCGUAUCGUGCCAAAGUUUAAAAAGGAAAAGGUUCAAAAACAGAAGACCAACACCCAGCCUGUUCAGAAAUGGGGCACGGAGGAAGUAGCGGCGUGGCUGGACCUGCUGAGUUUGGGAGAGUACAAAGACACCUUCAUCAGCCACGACAUCCGAGGCGCGGAGCUUUUGCACCUGGAGAGGCGAGACCUGAAGGACCUGGGGAUAACGAAAGUGGGUCAUAUGAAGCGAAUUCUUCAGGGAAUUAAAGAAUUCAGCCGGAGUCCACCGUUAGCGGAACUGUAACCGUGCCAGCUUCCUCUGUCGAGGAAGCACUACUUACGCAAAGGUGUUGAAGGUUGCGGGUUCCUCCCCGGCCGAGUAAAGGCCAGGUUGCGAGAAGAGCGUUCCUCUGAUCGGGGGCGAGGUUUGACGAAUGAGCGGGAUGCGGGUCCCCCAAAAAUUUUGUGCAUCUAAAAAAGAACUUUAUUGUGAGAAGUAAUCAAAAUGUCUCCAUUACGGUAAAAACAUUUCCUGGGUAGCGUUGGCGUCCCAUGGACUCUGGUAAUCCACACGGUUCCUUUCCGAUCCAGGUCCCUUUCAACGCAACGACAAAUUAUUUUACAAAAUGAGAUUGCUCUCUUUGACACACCCUUGAAGCCAGCGGUGGGAUUCAAAUACGGGAACAACCGGUUCUCUGCAUGGAUGCCACUUCUGGAAGUCCCAUCUGGGCCUGCUGGGCAUCAAAAAAUUGGCUACCGGUUCUGCCAAAGUGGUGCAAAAUGGCUGAAUCCCACCCCUGCUUGAAGUCUAACUUUAUCUGGAAUCUCUGGUGUCUGAUAGACUUGGUCCCAUCCGGGUGUUUCGGUGACGCUGGUACCUCAAACUAUAACUCUCUCGGGUUUUUCUCCCCCCCCCUUUCAUUGGCUGAAAAUAAUGUUGGAAUGCCGUGAAUGGAGACGCUAAACUCCUGGCUUUUUUGGCCCAAACCGCCUGCCUGUUUACAUGAUACUUCUUACACUUGAAAAACUUUUAUAUCUGUUUUAAUAAGGUUUAAUUUAUUACUGUUUGGGGUUAGGGGUUUUUUUUUUGUUUUUUUUUCCUUAUGUGAUGUAAAAA